GCGGCGGCGACCAGGGGAAGGCGGACAAGAAGACGAAGAAGAAGGACAAGAAGGACAAGAAGAAAAAGAAGAAGAGGAAGAAGAAGCGCGACGGCUCCUCGUCAUCGUCGUCAUCCUCCAGCUCCUCCGUGUCCGACUGGAGGCAGAAGAUGGCGACGACGGCGGCUGCGCCAGCAGGCCAGCAUGUGGCCGCAGAUGCCUGGCGCUCCGGCGGGCGCGCCGCAGAUGCAGGGCGGCUGCGGGGAGCAGGCGUGGCCGCAGUGGCCGGGCGCGCCGGGGCCCGAGGGCGGCGGCGGCGAGCUGCAGCCCGGGUGGAUGGCGCCGCGGGAGGAGCGCGACUGGGGCCGCCACGACUCGCGGCCGCCCGAGGCGCCGCCGGCCGAAGACAUCCCCGUGUACCUGGAGCCCGCCAUCGAGGAGUUCGUGCCGGUGCCCAAGGCGCUGCUGGGCAAGGUCAUAGGCAAGCAGGCGCAGACCAUCAUCGAGAUCCGCGAGAAGAGCGGCGCGUUCAAGGUGGACGCGCGGGACCAGCACCAGCGACCCUUGCCAGGUCAAGAUCGCUGGCACUGCCAAGGCCGGUGA
Prorocentrum cordatum is the source of this 582-nucleotide messenger RNA. Lineage: Eukaryota; Dinophyceae; Prorocentrales; Prorocentraceae. The record is from the annotation of a GenBank genome assembly.